AGCUCGCUCGUAAACCAUUGCAUUGCCAGAAGAAGCAAGCAAACUAGCUAGCUAGCUAGAAAAAUGGCGCCGAUUCACAGUAACAGCUCUCGCCGCCUCGACGGCACGGUGCUUGCGCUUCUGCUCGUGCUCGUGGCCGCCACUGCCUUUGUCGGCGCUGCCGCAGCGCGAGGGGACGCGCUGGCCGCCCGGCACGAGCGGUGGAUGGCCAAGUACGGGCGCGCGUACACGGACGCUGCCGAGAAAUUGCACCGGCAGGAGGUGUUCGCGGCCAACGCGCGCCACGUAGACGCUGUCAACCGGGCGGGCAACCGGACGUACACCCUCGGGCUCAACCAGUUCUCCGACCUCACCAACGAAGAGUUCGUGGAGAAGCACCUCGGGUACCGUCACCAGCCGGGCGGGCUCCGUCCCGAGGACACGCCGGUGGCCGCGGUGAACAUGUCCAAGGCUCAGUUCCAGUCCACGCCGGACAGCUUGGACUGGAGGGCCCAGGGCGCCGUCACCCAAGUCAAGAACCAAGCCCCAUGUGGUAAGGAUCUGCAGGCCAAAGUUGGCAAAUGA
Molecule: messenger RNA, 564 nt
Organism: Triticum aestivum (bread wheat)
Lineage: Eukaryota; Viridiplantae; Streptophyta; Magnoliopsida; Poales; Poaceae
Product: senescence-specific cysteine protease SAG39-like
Exons: 1
Coding region: 64-564 (166 amino acids)
Molecular function (GO): cysteine-type peptidase activity
Source: RefSeq, a predicted model, not a curated record